Messenger RNA from Glossina fuscipes, 3123 nucleotides. RefSeq names its product serine/threonine-protein kinase meng-po (gene meng). Gene Ontology annotation, biological process: peptidyl-threonine phosphorylation; peptidyl-serine phosphorylation. Gene Ontology annotation, molecular function: protein serine/threonine kinase activity; ATP binding. The transcript is spliced from 3 exons. The record is from RefSeq and is a predicted model, not a curated record. The coding region runs from base 86 to 1486 and encodes 466 amino acids. Lineage: Eukaryota; Metazoa; Arthropoda; Insecta; Diptera; Glossinidae.
GUAAAAUAAAUUAAACAUUAAAAGUUUUUCAGUAAAAAAAAAAUUUUAUUUAAAUAAUAAUCAACUAAAAUAAAACGUCUUAAGAAUGGGAACAAUUGAUUCUGAUACUCCUAUCGCUGAGCGAAAAUCUAUAAAACAAAAACGCUCGUUUUCGUUUCGCUUGCGCAGAUCACGUCCUGGCGAUGGCGGUAGCACCCAUUCACGCAAUAGCAAUAAUAAUAGUAGUACGUGUACUAAUAACAAUCGCUGCAAUUCACCCUUAACUGCAACCAGUACUAGUAUGAAACUAGAAGUUCCGAAUUCUGCGGCUUCGGUAAGCCGUCGCAGUAGCAUCUAUAAGAAACCGGACAAGGAUGAUAGUGGUCUUAUUCAUAUUGUACGCGAUAUUGAUUUACCGUUAAUGACUUUUAACGAUCAAUACAACGUUGAGAAGGUAUUGGCUGAGGGUUGUUUCGCAAAAAUUAUGCUCGCUUUGCAUCGGCCUACCCAAACUCAAGUUGUAUUAAAAGCCGUUCAUGCCGAACUGACCACAACGCAAGAGUUUCAAAGAGAAUUUCAUUUCAACUAUGAAUUAUCGCAUCAUCGUAACAUACUGAGUGCUUACAAUGUGGCUUUUCAGACCAAAGACUAUUAUGUAUUUGCAAUGGAGCAUGCUCCCUAUGGAGAUUUGGCUUCGAAUGUUGGCCCCAAUGGUCUUCACGAAAAUGCAUGCAAAUUGAUUACGGAACAGUUGAGCUCGGCAUUGGGUUUUAUGCAUUCGAAAAAUCUUGUUCAUCGCGAUUUAAAAUUGGAGAAUGUAUUAGUUUUUACACCGGAUUUUUCCCGUGUCAAGUUAUGCGAUUUUGGAGCCACCACUCGCAAGGGUUUACUUGUGCAUAAGGUGAAACACACUUGGACCAGUUUCGUGCCGCCUGAAGUUUUGGAAAUUGUGAAAAACGAAAGAUUUCAUUGUUUGCCGUCGAGUGAUUCAUGGCAAUUCGGUAUAUUGAUGUUUCACAUAUUGACCGGUAGUCCGCCGUGGAAUGCUGCCGAUUGGGUUAAAGAUACUCAAUACGCGGGCUUUAUGAAAUAUGAACAGCGUAAAACCACUAAAAUUCCAGAUAAUUUUCGCAAAUUUUCUACACGUUUGAUGAGAUGCUUUCGCAAAUAUUUAUCCUACGAUCCUGAAGAUCGCUGUAAAGUGACAGAAGUCGCUAAAUAUAUGAAAGAUCGUUGGGUUGAAUGUCGUAUAACCGCCUCAAAGUCAGCUACUUUGAUUUCACCGAAUCCUGAUCAAGAUUCUUGCAUUUAUUUGAAUCAGAAAGAUUGCCGACAUUCUGCCGAUGAGAAUAAAACCCGUCUAAGGCGUAUGAUGUCCAGUUAUGGUUUAGAAAGCGCAUUGGAUCAAAACGCAAUACGUAAACGAGUGCUCGAGUGGCUGGCCACUUGCGAUGCAAAUUUCGAUACAGAAAUUGAAAGUUUGGCAGUCGUAGAUGUAACUAAUUAAGAAAUUAAUUAAGGGCCAAAAAAAUGUGUAUAAGGACAAUAAAAUGAUAAUAUAUUAGGGCACAAAUAUAUACUAUUUUUACAAAGUCAAUUAACAAAUUUACCACAAAAAGAACAAAAAAAAAAAAAAAAAAAGAAAAAGAGUAGAAAAAUUGAGAUUGAGUUGAAAACAAAAAAACCACUUAAUAGUUAAGUGUUAAAAUGUACCAUAGAUGUAAAAAUAUACAAAUUUUUAGAAUUGUUUUGUUGUAUUUAGUUUUUUUUUUUUUUUAGCAAAUGUUAUACGCAUAUAUAAGCUCACAAAUUACAUAUAUCUUUAAUGUUAAUUAUAAGCAAUUCAGUAAGAGGAGAAAAAAAAAAAAAAGAAAAAUUAAGUAACAAUAAGUGUGCAUAUCUGCGAGUACAUUAUAAAUAGAAAAUUUAGAAAUAUUUAUUGGUUAUAGAUUCAUGUAAGCAAUUGUAUUCACUCAUAAUAAAUAUUCAUUCUAUACACGUAAACCAAAAGCGUAUCACAUAUUUUGAAUCGAAUUAAAUCAAAUUAAGUUUUCCAUCUCUGCUCUGAAAAUAUAGUUUCAGUUCAACAGCUGUGUUUCAAUCUAAACUACUUGGAUGUAUGUACUUCUUAUUUUUCCUAUUGCUAGCAAGACUUUUCAAAGAACUAUUAUAAUUGGAUCAUUUUAUGAAGUUUUAUACCCAUCAGGUAAGGAUGAAAGGUAUAUGCACUUUGUCAAAAUAUUUGCUACACCCAGCAGAAGAAGGCUUCAGAGACACAACAUAGGAAGCAUAUAAUUCAUCAUCAUUAAAUUCUCAAUCGAUUUAAGUAUGUUCGUCUGUCCGUCUGUAUAGUGUCUGCUGUAAACAGUCUCCCGGCAAGGAAAAAUGAAGCUACCGACUUUAAGGUUAGCGCAAACGUUGAAGCUUCUUGCACGCAGGUAUGUAUUGAAAAUGGACCAAAUCGGUUGUAGGACACGCCUACAUUACCACGUGAAUUGAGAUCAUUUCCACUUUCCAAAAGUAAUACAAAUUUUUGCUUGCUCAUAACUCACAAACCACGCCAGAUUAACCUACGCAAAUUUCGGCCUCGAUUACCCAAUUUCAUAGUGUUUCAUAAUUUCACUUCUUUCCCGAAACCCUUAUAACACGCAGAAGCCAGGUUGAAAAACCACAUAAAGUAUAUAAAUUCUUGCGGAAUGCACAUAAGCAAGUCCGUCUAUCCAUUUGCCAAAAUGGCUAGUAUAUGUGAUAAACGAAAUGAAGCGAAGAUGAAGAUAUCGGUUGCUAAUCUUUGAAAAAAUUGGAAAAUGAUCUAAACUGGUCAACUGGUGGCCUACAUCAGCCACUCCCACUUUCAUUCUAAAAAGAAGAAUGCAAAGCGCAUGGACAGAUGGACAUCCUGGCAUGUCCUUAAAUCGAUCCUUAAUUUAAUGCUGAUCAAGAAAACAUAUACUUUCUGAAGCUUACUCCUGGGCGUUGAAAACGUUUGGACAAAUGGAGCAUAUCCGCCAUCCGUGGGAAGGUUUUGAAUCAUUUGUUUCUUUUCUAUAAUCUUUUUAUCAAAUUUAAAAAAGUAUUUCCUGAGAUAUUCUAAGAGUUUGGUUUUUAUUUGUUAAUAAAAAUAAAUCUUUUAAUAGAUUUAGG